AUGGCAAGAAAUUUGGAAAAUCCUGCUGAACUAGUUCGUUUGGAUAACCAUUCAGGCAAAGGUCCACAUUAUCACCUUGAUGACAAGCAGACUUAUUUUACUUGGAUUUCUUGGCAAGAGACGAAGAAAUUAUUUCACCGGCUAGCGUGUGAACUCUUUGCUAUCGCGGGGAAAAAACAUUUACAACCUAAGAAUGUGGUAGUUUUUAGCGAUUUAGCUACUAUUUAUCAAGUAAUUAGUCAAGCUAGAUUGGAUUUGUUAAAUUGCUUGGUGGAAAAGCAACCGGGGAACAUUUACCAGUUAGCUAAAUUUUUAGGCAAAGACUAUGCGAAUGUCUGGCGAGAUUGUCAAGCCUUAAAUAGUUUAGGAGUAAUUAAACUAAAAAAAAUUGAUAAAGAAAUUCAGCCGAUUGCUCGCUACGAAAAAAUUAUUUUUGAAUUUCCGAUUAUGAGGAGAGAGCAUUCAAAUUUAGCCUAUGUUCCUUCUACCAACACUUACGAAAUUUACGAACCUCAUCUUCCAAGAAAGCAGACUAAUGUUCAAGGAAAUUUGAUUAUUACAGCAUAUCAUACGUUCGCCAAGCCGAAAAAGCACUUGACGAUUACUGAGGUGCCAGCGAGAAAGCAAAAUGCUCCGAAUGCGGAAAAAUGGUUAAAGGAUUAG
Molecule: messenger RNA, 663 nt
Organism: Funneliformis geosporum
Lineage: Eukaryota; Fungi; Glomeromycota; Glomeromycetes; Glomerales; Glomeraceae
Source: the annotation of a GenBank genome assembly